GCCAGGCACUGAAAUCUAAAGCUGGGUACUAUAAUAUCAACAUAUAGCUAUGAUAUCGGAUCACAUUUAUGACCUUUUCCAGUGGUCUCAUGUAAAUGUUGAAUAAAAUUCAUCAUUUUAUUGGGCUGAUUUCUCCCACCUACCAACAUCUUGGAAAUGGCCCAGUUGCUUAAUACCAGCGGGCAGAAAUACAGACUCUGUCAUGUGAAGCAGAUCCUCCUAAGCAGGAAGAGUAAUCCCUUUGUGUUCCGUUACUUCCUCGCUAGCUCGCUUAGCCUUCAAAAUCAAAGAAUUUGCAUUAAACAUCUCUUUCCAGCCCCUUUCAACACUCCUCUAACGCUAAACUGAAUUCUUACUCGGCUGCAUGUAAUCCUCAAGAACCGGCGGUGGCACAUCUUCUCCCGAUCCAGCCUUUCCCCUUCCCCCAGGGGGGAUUAAAAUUAGCCGUGGAGUGGAAAGAGGCGAUAUAGCUUAUUGAACGGAACAAAGACUUACUUCUGAUGUUUAGAAAGUACAGAAGCAGUUUGCAUAACUGAAACUGGGCUAGGAAAUGACGUCGCGGGAAAUGUUUUCUGGGAGCACAAGCUAUGCUACCUUUUGAAAUUGCCCCGGCCAAUUAUGCAGGGACGAGCCGCUGGUCGCUGAGCCGAGCGAAGCCUCUCCGCUUUCGCUUCCCCGACCAGGCUCGGGCGCCGUUUCGUGGGACCCACCGCCAUGGCGACCUCUCCUCAGAAAUCGCCUGCUUCCCCCAAGUCUCCGACCCCCAAAUCGCCCCCUUCUCGGAAGAAAGAUGACUCCUUCCUCGGAAAGCUCGGAGGCACCCUGGCCAGGAGGAAAAAAGCCAAAGAAGUGUCUGAACUACAGGAAGAAGGAAUAAAUGCCAUAAAUUUACCACUCAGUCCAAUUUCUUUUGAAUUAGAUCCAGAAGAUACUAUGUUAGAGGAAAAUGAAGUCCGAACAAUGAUUGAUCCCAAUUCAAGAAGUGACCCAAAACUACAGGAGCUAAUGAAGGUGUUAAUAGACUGGAUUAAUGAUGUGUUAGUAGGAGAAAGAAUAAUUGUAAAAGAUCUGGCUGAAGACAUGUAUGAUGGACAAGUACUGCAAAAACUCUUUGAAAAGCUUGAGAGUGAGAAACUCAAUGUGGCUGAAGUCACACAGUCUGAAAUAGCUCAGAAACAGAAGCUACAGACAGUCCUUGAAAAGAUCAAUGAAACCCUUAAGCUUCCUCCAAGGAGCAUCAAAUGGAAUGUGGACUCUGUCCAUGCAAAAAGCCUAGUUGCAAUAUUGCAUCUUUUAGUUGCAUUGUCGCAGUAUUUUCGGGCCCCAAUCAGACUGCCAGAUCACGUGUCUAUUCAGGUUGUGGUUGUCCAGAAGCGAGAAGGAAUCCUCCAGUCCCGACAGAUCCAAGAGGAAAUAACUGGCAACACUGAGGCAAUGUCAGGACGGCAUGAACGAGAUGCAUUUGACACACUGUUUGACCAUGCCCCAGACAAACUCAAUGUUGUGAAAAAGACUCUCAUUACUUUUGUGAAUAAGCACCUCAAUAAGCUGAAUCUGGAAGUUACAGAACUAGAAACUCAGUUUGCAGAUGGUGUAUAUCUGGUGCUCCUGAUGGGUCUUCUUGAAGGUUAUUUUGUGCCUCUUCACAGCUUCUUCCUAACUCCUGACAGUUUUGAACAAAAGGUACUCAAUGUCUCAUUUGCAUUUGAGUUAAUGCAAGAUGGAGGGCUGGAAAAACCAAAACCAAGGCCAGAAGACAUUGUCAACUGUGACUUGAAGUCAACGCUGAGAGUGCUUUACAAUCUGUUCACCAAAUACAGAAACUUGGAAUGAAGAAAAAGCACAUCAGGAAGCCACGGGUGGCAAAAUUGGAACCAAACAAAAAAGCUCGCCUUUCUUUGCUGUCAUUCUCAAUUUACACUACACUUUCUUCAAAAGAAAGGGCACUGCUUCUUGGAAUGUUCUCUGUUAUUAAAUUUCAAUAUUUUUAUUAGGACAAUUUGAAUUCAGAAAUAUUAGAAAGUGAAAUCUGCUGGAAGGUAAUAGGUUUGAUUGGGAAAAAGCAGGUUGCUAUGUGAAUUAACUCUUGGUUUUAACUGCCUUUUAGUUUCUUAGAGAAUAAGCACCAGGCACAAAUCCUGAUCCACAACCAAGCUAAGCUAAAUUACUGCCAAACAAGAAAUAAGAAUCUGCUCCAAUGAGCUAUUUGGAAGGAAACCUCAUGCACACUGUUUUUAUAUAUCUGAGGAGGAUCCGUUUCCUUGUGCAAGACACUGUUUCAUUUGCCCAAACUUCUCUAAUGCUUCUCCCUUUUGUCAUGGGGUUCCUCCCUGCCACACUAAGGACAUAAUUGGAGACCCAGACUUUGACUGCAUUGGGCUUUUUUCAUCAGUACUGGAGCUGAAACAGAGUUCUAGUCUAUACUGUUUUUCCCUUAUAGUCACAGAGGUCAUGACUGAUAGGAACAAUAUCCCCCUUACUUAUAGCAGCACCCAAAAACUUUUAGCAUUCGUGCCACAAAUUGCUCUUUAAGGUAUAGAUGGUCCAUGGAAUGAUGUAAGUUGAAAUUUGCCAGUUUAAUUAAGUUAUGGGUUCUACUACAUAUUCUCUCCUCCCUCCCCUCUUUCUGCAUGUUGAAUGUUUAUUUGGGGCAAAUGAUCCAUUUUAUUUAUGAUUCAAAGGACAUGAGAAAGGGAAGGAGGGAGCGGAAAGAAGAGGGAGAGAGAGACCAUGUAUAUAAUUUGAUGAUGCAAAUAAAACAACUUGUGUCACUAUAUGGGGCCAACCUUUUGUUCCCAUUAUAUACAUUCCACAUAUUUUUUUUCAUUCCUAUAAAGUCUGCAUGAAUAUAUGCAAUUGUGCACUUAAAAUAAUAUACACUAUAGUAUCUUUGGUAGUAAAAUAAUCUUGUUUACUUGCAAAGACUGAGGUACGAAAUAUGCACAUACUUUAAAAGUGUGGAAAAUAUACAGCAAGAAAGUCAAUACGGUGCCAUAAAAGUUUGGAAAUAUAGUGUGGGUUUGUUCUGUCAGGGUACUGAAAGAAAAUAAAAAUAAGCUUUGUUUACUUAAUGAUAAUGAAAAGGAAAGAAUAUAAUUGAUAACAGUAAGAUAGAUUUAAAGAAAUACAAAAGAAAUAACAAAAACACAGAAAGAGAAGUGUUUAUGUUUAACUUGUUUUCUGAAUACCUCAGAUGAAUGAGAAAUUCUAAACAUUUACAGAAAACCAGACAAUGCUGUACUGUUGGUUUUGAGCAACAGAACUAGCUUGCAUACAGAAAAGUAUAAAUUUUUAGUAUAAUAUAUUUUUAUUCAACUUGAUUUACACUUAUUUUUUAUUGAAAUUUUAGAGCAGUUUAAAAAUGUAUUCUCUAUGGAAACUGAUAAACUUAAAUGUAAAAUAAUAGUCUCUACCUAUUUUAUAAAGUUAGAUUCUGAUUUUAAAUAAAUCUUUCAUUUAGUGUCUUUAGGUAUUGCACAGUAACUUUGCUUUUGUAGUUGGAAGAAAACUGUUCACGUGAUAAUAAGGUCAUCAUGCCUUUUGUCUUCUAGAAGUUGAGACAGUGCUAUAAGUAUUCAAUGGCCCAGAUCCAAUUUCAUCCAAAACUUCACUGUAGUAAAUUUGGCAUGAAGUAUUUUAUAGGGCAGUGAUGGCAAAUCUUUUAGAGACCCAGUGCCCAAACUGCAACCCAAAACCCACUCAUUUAUCAUUGGGUGCUGAGUGGGUGUGGCCACGAUGGUCAUGGCAGAUUGGGUGGGAGGGGCCAUGGUGGCAGGGGCCAGUCCCUCGCCAUCUCCACGUGCCAUAGGUUCGCCACCACUGUUAUAGGGUUUGUAUAUUGCUCAAAUUACUAUAAGAAUUGUUUAUGAGGGGUUACGUGCCCAAGUAAAACCUUUGUUCAUAUAUUCAAAUGUGAUUUAUUACAUGCCAUUAUUCCUUGUAUGAGGAUUGUGAUAUAGAUGAUAUAUAAAAUAUGUCUAAAUUAUUUUAUGAUAUGUUCAAGGGGACUAGUUCUCUGUGAAUUCUUGAUCCUUGAACUUUGCCCAUUGUCAGCAGACAGGUUACGUUUAAGGUUCAGAGAUAUUGAGUAGACCCUAGCUCAGAAAGUGACUUUUUUCUAAAAUUCUUUUGGAUGUUGGAUUCUGGAUUUAUGUUCAGUUUUAUUCCAUCUCCUUGAACAGCAACAUAUUUUGCCAUGUGCAGAAGCUCCAGGGAAAAGCUGGAUGCUGACUGCUUACAUUGCAAAAUCAAAGUUAACGUUGUGACAGGGAAAGAUUGGAAUAGUUGAUGAUUGCCAAGAAGAGCAACAAUUCCUCAUCAGGACAUUACUUAUGCUAAGUAAGGGGGAAGGGAAAGUUACAUCAUGCCAACCAUUUAUGAUCCUUUUUUCGAAAAAGAGAAAAAAGCACAACAUUGAUAAGCUUGAACUCUUGUGGCCAAUCUAGCCAAUUUACAUAAAAUGUAAACAAGCAAUUGUUUUUAAAUGCAAUUUUCUUACAAUAGGGUAACAUAUCCAAUGUAAAGGUGAAACAAUAAGCAUCCCUUGUUAUUAUCGGAUGCAACUUAACUGUUUAAUUUUAUAAAUAAAGUUUGUGUUUUUUCCACUAAAGGAACAAAUUCUUGAAAAAUGUUUAACUAGUCAACAAAAAGUAAAGCAAGCAAAACUGUACCAAAAAAAAAAA
This is a messenger RNA of Crotalus tigris (Tiger rattlesnake), 4682 nucleotides long. RefSeq names its product parvin alpha (gene PARVA). Gene Ontology annotation, biological process: cilium assembly; substrate adhesion-dependent cell spreading; actin cytoskeleton organization. Gene Ontology annotation, molecular function: actin binding. The coding region runs from base 715 to 1833 and encodes 372 amino acids. The record is from RefSeq and is a predicted model, not a curated record. Lineage: Eukaryota; Metazoa; Chordata; Lepidosauria; Squamata; Viperidae. The transcript is spliced from 14 exons. Gene Ontology annotation, cellular component: cytoplasm; actin cytoskeleton; focal adhesion.